AUGAUGGCUCCCUCAGUACCUGUGGAUCAGACCAGUCAGGCUGUGCCGACCAAGUCGAGCGACCGCACACUUCUGCGUGUCUCGCAUCCCAACCCAUCAUUACAGGUCACGGCAGAUCAUAACCUCAAAUCGGCCGAGGCACCGGUUUACAGUCCUCGCGCAGGUGAAGCCUUGGUGCACAUAAAGGCCACUGGAAUUUGUGGGUCAGAUAUUCACUUCUGGAAGACGGGGCGCAUUGGGUCGCUGGUCUUUGAAGGCGAUUGCAUUAUCGGUCAUGAGGCAUCCGGUAUUGUGCUGCAGUGUGGAGAGGGUGUCACCCAUCUGAAGCCAGGCGAUCGAGUGGCCGUGGAACCCGGUGUGCCCUGCGAGCAUUGUUUCCUAUGCGACGACGGUCGAUACAACCUAUGUGAGGAUGUCCAGUUUGCUGGUGUCUAUCCUUACGAAGGCACCAUUCAGCGAUACAAGAAUCACCCCGCGAAAUGGCUACACAAGCUCCCUGAGAAUGUCAGUUUUGCCGAGGGCGCACUUCUCGAGCCACUCUCGGUGGUGAUGCACGGUGUCAAAUCGGCCGGUCUCUCUUUGGGCCGGGGGGUGGUAGUCUGUGGUGCCGGUCCAAUUGGACUGAUUGCGUUGGCCGCAGCCCGUGCCUCCGGUGCCAAUCCAAUUGUGAUCACCGACUUGGAACCUGCUCGUUUGGCCUUUGCCAAGGAGUUUGUCCCGUCGUGUAUGACUUACCAGGUUGAUCGUACCAAGGAUGCGCAAGGAAACGCAGAGGCGAUUCGAGCUCUCUUCGGAUCUCACGAAUACGUCGCACCGGAAACAGUGCUCGAGUGUACGGGCGUGGAAAGUAGUGUGUGCACUGCUGCAUACACUGCUCGACGGGGAGGUACUGUGAUGGUGAUUGGCGUUGGAAAAGCGAUCAUGAACAACCUUCCGUUCAUGCAUCUCUCACUUGCCGAGAUUGAUCUCCGAUUCAUCAAUCGCUACCGUGACACCUGGCCCCCAGCAAUUUCCUGUUUGAGUGGUGGAAUCCUGGAUCUGCGUAAACUGGUUUCGCAUGUGUUCCCUCUGGAAAAGGCUGAAGAGGCACUUCACCUUUGCGCGGAUACCCGGAAUGGAAGUAUCAAGGUUCUUGUUGUAGAUGAGCAAGAUGCCUCUUUAUAA
Molecule: messenger RNA, 1164 nt
Organism: Penicillium salamii
Lineage: Eukaryota; Fungi; Ascomycota; Eurotiomycetes; Eurotiales; Aspergillaceae
Source: the annotation of a GenBank genome assembly